Molecule: messenger RNA, 6123 nt
Organism: Nematostella vectensis (starlet sea anemone)
Lineage: Eukaryota; Metazoa; Cnidaria; Anthozoa; Actiniaria; Edwardsiidae
Product: mucin-12
Exons: 25
Coding region: 334-4518 (1394 amino acids)
Biological process (GO): spindle assembly
Cellular component (GO): HAUS complex; mitotic spindle microtubule
Molecular function (GO): microtubule binding
Source: RefSeq, a predicted model, not a curated record
AACUCCUGCUGAACUGUUGAGAAAGCGUUACGCUGCCUCUUUGUAUCCCCCAUACUUUUCUAACUUGUACAAUUCUUGAGUUAUUCCCGUGAAUUCGAGAGAGCUGCUUACAUAGCGAUCGUAAUCCAGACGCCAUGAUGGUUUUUACCCAGAGUGCCCCUGAGCCUCGAUCAGACGUUACACAUCCGGGACCUUGCAUAGUCUUGGCGCUAAACUCAAGAUGGCGGAAAUUUGCCAAAUCUACUAUUUUACAUACUUUCAUAAUUUAACCAAAGAUUGUGCUUUGCACAGUCAUUAUUCUUAGAUAUUUUCAAAAAUAUACAAAUUUUAAAUAUGCUACAAGGUAGGGCUGCCGGAAUCAUGCCGAAUCCGUUGGAUACGAGGGAAAUUUUCUUCACUAAUUUGCUGUUGCUGGGUUUCGAUCCUGAUGCUAUGGAAGCAAAAGAGAGUAUUCCAUUUAAUAGGGAUAUGUUUGUAUUGCCAAAUAAGAAAGGAAUGGAAGUUGUGAUGCGAUUCUUGUUUGCUCAGCUGAAUGCACAAAUGGCCUAUGAAGAGUUUAGGGACUGCUGGCCUGUCAAGAACAAGACUCAAGAGCAACAGUUCCGCAAAACCUGCUACAACUGGUUGACAAGGCUAAGUAAGGAGGAGCCAGACUCAAACCUCCCCCGAGUCGUACAGUCUUUGUUUCAUUCUCCUGGUGGUGAUAGAUUCUACACCUUCCUGCUGCUGUUUUCAUUGUAUGUCUUGAAGAAAGUUAUUCUACGCGAUCAUAGUAAAAAUGUGGUGUUGCCUCCAUUUCCCACCAAAAACAUCCACAACCAGCCCUUCAGCCAGGUCAUAUCCAAAGCUGUUGAAACACAGACUGCUGUUCACAGACAAAGGUGUCUAGACCAUGUACAAAUUGCCCUGGAAGUACAUCAUUCCUGGAAAACAUAUGCUCUGGAGUUGACCAAAGAGAAUAGACAUCUAAAAAAAAAAUUUCGUGAAUGUGAAAAGAAGCUGUCUACAGCCCCCGCUAGCAGUCAAAUAGCUAAAAGUCUUGCAAAGACAAGUUAUCAGCAAGAGGUUGAUGCAAUAAAAAGAACACAGAAAAUACAGAAAGUUAGAGGUCUUUGGCAUUCAACUGAAAGUUUCUACAUAAGUCAUCAUCCUCAUAGGGAAGUUAUCAGUUCCAUUUUGACUGGAGAUGCUAAUAAGUACCACCUGGACUCCACACAGACCCAAGUCAGGGUCCCAGAUCUACUUCUUCGAGAAUGUGAAAGGGAGCUAUCCACAAAAAAAAUUGAAAACACCUAUGUCAGUGGAAAACUGAAUCUCAAAAGCCUUGUUCAGCUCUGCAACCUUUCUCUUCACUUGCUCAAGAACAAGAUUAGGCAAGAUUCUGUACCAAGUUUUGAAGAGAGUUCAGCCAAGAUUAAAAAUGAAGUUCAUUCUCAUCAGACACUUCUCACCAAAGCAGAACAACUAAGGUCAAUGCUGGGUACAGAGACCAUCUCUGAUCUCAAGGACUCAGUCGAAUCUUUGAAAGCACACCUUUUCGAGGCAGAACCUGGGUCACAUCUGGCUGCCAAUUAUUCGUUUAAUGUUGGACUUGGCCUUGCUCCACCUACCCCUCCAGUGUCGUUCAGAGCAGCAGAUACUCCAGACAAGCUGUCUUCCUUUCACCAGUCACUCCGCAGAUCACCAGAGGCUGCCGGAUCCACCCCUGAGGUUGUUCAAACCUGGACUGAGUCUCUACGAGGAAGGCAGCGCCUGAAAGAACAGAGGAAACAGGACAUUUCAAAUCACAACCAACCAGCACCAGACCUCAACAGACGUCAGGCGAAGAGAUCCAACCUUCCCAAACCAAUACCCCGAACAUCCUCGGCCAAGCCCAAGGCUCCCCAGAAUAAGAAAGCAGGCGUUGUUCCUAAAACAGUAACUCGACCAGCAGCUAAAGCGGCGACUUCCUCUGUCCAGCGACCACGCACCCCUGUGAACGAGGACCCUGUGGUCACGCCCGCUGCAAGGGCGUUGUCUGGCAAAUAUAAGGCCAAGACUGAGCCCCGGAAGAAGGUCACUGUACAGACACCCAAGCAGAGGAUGGGGGAGAGAGCGUGGGUCGCCCAGGCAGUCGCGGACCAGAUUAUCGGCGUUAUGUCUGUGGACCGCCCUGAGUCUGGCGGUUCGUCGCGUAACUCCUCAAGGGCGAGCACUCCGCAGGCUCACGCUAUCGAGGAUCCACUGGCUGCGUUAGAUGACACAGCAUUUGUAUCACAUGAUCUCAUCCCUCGCACGCCGGCUCCUAAGGAGAAAUAUGGAGAGACCUCCCUCACACAUGACCAGAGCAGUUUCCUUGAACACAGUGAUCCAACGAAGGACGAUGAGGACAUGCUCUCUGCUUUUCACGAGAAACAUUCUGUCAGCAACAACAGAUCUGCGCCAAGGGAAGGAGGAUUGCUUAGGACCUUACUAGACCAAGCGCGUAGCCAGAGGGAGACAGAACCUACAAGGGAUGCACUGACGCCCAUUCAAGUCAAGAGCGCACUUUUCCAGGAAUCACCAUCUGAAGAGGUGACAAGACCGCUCACUUCCUGGACUGGCGCGCAUAGACCAGCUUCUUCCUGGACUGAUGCGCAUAGACCAGCUACUUCCUGGACUGAUACACAAAGACCAGCUACUUCCUGGACUGAUGCACAAAGACCAGCCGUUACCUGGAAUGAUUCUCCGUUAUCUCAGCUGUCAUUUGCGAGCCCAGAUGACAAAGGCUAUGAAAAUCACAGAGCAUUAUCUCCAUUCUCAUUCCAAACUCCAGGAAAAUUCCGUGAUUCUUCACCACCAGGUGAAGCAUCCACCUCGGAUGGGACCACCCCACGGCAAGACUCGCCCUUCACUUUAUAUCAGAGUGCUCGAUCCCAGGGUGUAUCGUCUUUACAGCAAGGCUCGCCCUUCACCUCGUAUCGAAGUACUGUGUCCCGUGGUGUAUCCCCCUUGGUAUCUUUUACACCUCUUAAAAGCCAGACAUCUGAUUUGCGAAGUGAAGAGCCUGGUAGUACGCCUUUGGGAUCUAAUGUCAAUGGACUAUUGUCCUUUACACCGCAUGGUCAGCAAGAGGGCUCCCCCCAUGACCCUGGUACCCCCACUCCUCCAGGGCCCAUGCCAUCUAGAAACACAGGGGCAACGCGUCUAAACGCAUCUCCGCUUUUAGCUUGGAGUACACUGAAUACAAGGCAGUACGAAGGGGUUCCUAGGACAGACCCAAGCUGUACUCCACACGUGGCGUCGUCUUCUGAGGCACAAGACAGUCUAGUAAGCUCCAUGGACACCCUGCGACACUCAGAAAUGCUCAACGACAAUGUUACAUCAUCAAAUAUAAGUAAAACUACAACCGGUGCAUCACCAUCUACUCGUGCCAGCCAGAGCCCAUUAAUCAGCCUCUCAGAGCCAACAAUCCCAAUCGAUGACAGCUUAUCUGACGAGGUGACAGACCCUGAGCUACAAGCAAGCAAACGAUCGCCAUUCGGGAACCUGCACAUUGACGCCCAUGAAAUCAAGGAGACAUAUCUCAAUGGCCGGGAGAGUGGGGUAGAGCCCGCUUGUGCUGGUUUAAACGGCGUCACGGAAGACACACUUCCUCCUAAAGGAUCAUGCAACGAGGACAGACAACCGGCAGGAGGAGUUACCCAGUCAUCAUUGCGGUCAGGAGUUACCCAGUCGCCAUUGCCGUCGGAAGUCACUCAGUCGCCAUUACGGUCAGGUUACGUGUCAGACCUCAUGGACAGACUGAACCGCAUAAAGCAAGCACAGCGUAACACCUCGUUCUAUGCAACGCCACGGUCACAGGAACUGGACUCAAGCGUGCCAGAGGCGAGAGGUCUGGGUGUGAGUCCUGGAGCUUCAUGGAAUGCCAUAGACUCUUUGCGGGCUCAGAAAGUGCGGCAGAUGGAGCAUGCGCAAACACGCCAGCAGGUGAGUCCCGGGUCCAACACCCACUUGAACUCUCGGCGAGAGCAGGACCCCAAUAUUGCGACCCCUGCAUCCCUUAGGGGUGACACGGAGACUCCCGCUAGGGACCACAUGACGUCACAAAGCGGCCAGUCAACUCCGUCAUCAAUACUUAGUGAGCGGUUCCUCCUUCAGUCACCCUUCAAAGACGCAGAACCCGAAACUUCAGGAUCACCCUACCAGAGGGUCUUUACUCUUGAUUCGCCGACCGUAUCGACACCCGAUAAUCCCACCCCGUAUUUACAAGACUUUGCCAACUCACCUUGGAGCAAUGCAGGCUUAAACUACCCCGGACGUGUGAUGACCAGCGAGCGAGCAUCCACAUCUGCUCGGAAAGCCCUGCUGAGUGAUGACCCUUACUCGUGGAUGUUCCCAGCAUCGUCGCCCUUGAUGGGUACCUCUGGGAGUCCUGUCACCAAUGAUGGUACCUCACGAGGACAAGGUGGCAACACGCCGACUCUGCAUAGCACCGACCCUCGAGGUGGACUUCCCCCAGCUUCACCUGCCAUCGACACGCUCAUAGACUUCGACUGACAUUGGAUCUUGUUGGCUACACUCCAUGAGAUGAACUGGAUACCAGCUUGUUUCUAUGCUUCAUGCAAUGUCAUGAGGCAUUGAGACGUCCCCAUGCCUUGUUUGCGUGCUUCAUGAGGAGUUCAAUUAUACCUUGAGGGCGUGCAGUACACCCACCGUUCAAAUAAGGUUGCACUCGUCGAGAAUCCAUUGUCGUAACCCGCAAUGGUUCAUGGGUAGCGUAUAAACGGCUGAAAGCCAUGUAAAUGUUUAUAAGAACGUGAACACGAAUUCUACAGUUUUGAAACCUGGAUUUGCAUUACUUGUAUUAUUGGAUAUCUAUGAAUCCCUGUGGGUUACGGUACAUAGAUUCUCCAAGUGCAACCUUGAAAUAGGCGUUUACAUUCGCUCCAUUGAUCUGUGGAGACUUGCAGUGCUGGAUCCGGACCGGCGGACUAAUAUUACCUCUUAUGUGUAACGACAUGGGCUCUGCUCCAACACAAGGAGUACAUGCAUCCGUGGAAACCGAGAGAUCACGGCCUUCCUACGUGCCGUUGAAAUUAAUGCAUAUUUGUGUAGAGUCAGGUGUUAAAAGACAUUGAUGGUCAAAUCACGCUCCUGUGCAUGAGUACAAGAAUCUGUGGAAAAAGAGAUGUAUGGCUAAAUACACCCUCUAAUGCAUUUAGACACGUUAACCUGGGACAUUUCACGGUCGAAACGCGCUAUACUUCUUCACUGCCUUCAUGGUGCAUCAUACGAUAGAGCGGAUGGAUUCGCUUGAAAUGUUAGCUUUGAUUGGGACACUUAAGGGUCAAAACAAGCCCUGCCUUCCAGGGAUGCAUUAGUGAAAAAGUAGAGCCGAUGUUGUAUAUGGACCCGGCACCGAGUGUUGUGUUCCUGUAAUACCUUAGUCUUGUAGUAUACUCAAGUGCGCAGUGUACAGUUCUCCCUGCGUCAGACUUGUAAACCAAUUAGUUAUCUGGCAAACAGGGUAUUUUAUUGUAAUAACCGCAGAUAUAGAUUUAUAUUAAACGCACGGUCAUAUUGACCACUAUACCGUCGGCGAGGCGCGGCCAUAUUGUCCACUAUAUCGUCGGUAAGGUGGUGGAUUUGGUUUUCGCCUUUUCAAUGAAGAAACCCCACCGCCUCGCGCACUCCUGUGAAUCAUUUCUUUUUCUAGAUGAACCAAAAUGAAAAAGGGCCGAAAUUCAUUUUAGGGCGCGCAAGUUCUGCUUUGGCCCCCGAGGAAGAGGCCAUUCAGUUUAUCUUGUCGCAUUUUCAUCAUCCACAUAUUUAACAAUUAUUCCUCAAUAAUAAUGAGGUGCAAUUUUUAUGCUUUCAAAUCCGCCACUUCACACUUGACCGGCUAUGAAUACGAAUAUGGCCUACGAAUAUGUUAGCCAAUUAUAAUGAGCAUUUUUAAUAGAACGCUAGUGUGAUUUGACCAAAAAAACUUAUACCACAGGCCUCCCGCCCUCGCCAUUUUUAAGAGUCCUAGAAGACACUUGGAACAGUUUAAAGAGACUCAGGUUUCUAAGAACCCACGCAACUGGGUCAAUUUUUAUGUUCUAAUCCAUCUAAACAAUUUUUGUCUCAUUGUAAAUAUACACCUUUAUGACACCUUCA